Molecule: messenger RNA, 2739 nt
Organism: Juglans regia (Persian walnut)
Lineage: Eukaryota; Viridiplantae; Streptophyta; Magnoliopsida; Fagales; Juglandaceae
Product: pentatricopeptide repeat-containing protein At1g79490, mitochondrial
Exons: 1
Coding region: 161-2680 (839 amino acids)
Molecular function (GO): protein binding
Source: RefSeq, a predicted model, not a curated record
AUAGAAAACUCAAAGCGAGCGUCUGCCUCGCAAAUUGCAAUGGUUAGGGUUUAAGCUCCUGUCUUCGAGACAAAACUUUGCAAGAAUCCGGUAAGUUUCCAAUCUCUAAAGCCUCAUAUUUACAUUCCUAAAACUCUAAUUCUCUUCCAUCAAAUCAUCAAUGAUUCGCUGUAGGAAAGUGUCCCCUAGAAUUCUCCAUUCACUUACCAAAAACCCUAGUUCUAUCUGCGUAUCUUCAUUUGAUUCUUUCUAUUCAAAGAGCCCUAAUUUAUCCACAACUAAACCGGAUGGCUGUUUCAAAAGUUUCAGAUUUUUUAGCUCUGCAAUGGGUUUCUAUUUAACUCCCUGCGAACUUUCUGUGCCAAAAGACCCUAGCUUUGCCAGGAGCCCUGUUAUUAACGCUAAAUUUAGAAGAAAUUACAGCUCUGGGAGAAACGGUGAUGGUGGUGCUGGUGAGUGGACUGAGGAGAUAGAGUACUUAGAUGAAUCGGGGAGUGUUAUUUACAGUGGUAAAGGUAUACGAUCAGUUGAACCAGGACUUGAUGACCACGUGAUGGUGGGUGGGCUAAAGAAGCCAUUUUUGAAUGCCUCAGCCGUAGCCAAGAUUGUUGAGGUUGUGAAGAGGUGGAAAUGGGGACCAGAGUUAGAGACCCAACUGGACAAACUGCAAUUUGUACCAAAUAUGACUCACAUUAUUCAAGCUUUGAAGCUUACUAAGGAUAGCGACACAUCUUUGAGUUUGUUUCAAUGGGCUAAGAGGCAGUCGUGGUAUUCACCCAGUGAGGAUUGUUAUGUGAUGCUGUUUGAUGAGUUAAAUCGAAAUAGGGAUUUUGAUGGGAUCCAAUCAUUGUUUGAUGAAAUGGUCCGUGAUUCCACUAAUAAUGGUAUUUGCUCCUUUAGUGCAUACAACCAUGUAAUUCAGUAUUUGGCUAAAGCUGAGAAAUUGGAGGUGUCAUUUUAUUGUUUUAAGAAGAUUCAGGAUUCAGGUUGUAAAAUUGACACCCUGACAUAUAACUCUCUUAUUACACUCUUUUUGAAUAAGGGUUUGCCUUACAAGGCAUUUGAGAUAUAUGGAAGCAUGGAAGCGGUGGGAUGUUUGUUAGAUAUGUCAACCUAUGGGUUGAUGAUACCUAGCUUGGCAAAAUCGGGCCGUCUUGAUGCCGCUUUCAAGCUAUUCCAAGAGAUGAAAGAGAGGAACUUUCGACCGGACUUUAACAUCUUCUCAUCACUUGUUGAUUCAAUGGGGAAAGCAGGGAGAUUGGACACAUCAAUGAAGGUGUACAUGGAAAUGCAGGGUUAUGGGCUCAGGCCAUCUGCUACUAUGUAUGUUUCUUUGAUCGAGUCAUAUGCAAAGGCUGGGAAGUUAGAUACUGCUUUUAGGCUUUGGGAUGAGAUGAAGAAAGCAGGCUUCAGGCCUAACUUUGGGUUGUACACAAUGAUUGUUGAGUCGCAUGCCAAAUCAGGGAAGCUUGAUAUUGCAAUGUCUGCAUUUACAGAUAUGGAGAAGGCUGGAUUUUUACCUACCCCAUCUACAUAUUCUUGCCUCUUGGAAAUGCAUGCUGCCACUGGACAAGUAGAUUCUGCCAUGAAGCUGUAUAACUCAAUGAUGAAUGCUGGUCUGAGACCAGGUCUAAGUACUUACACCGCCCUUUUGACUCUCCUGGCUAACAAGAAGCUAGUUGAUGUGGCUGCCAAAGUUUUACUUGAAAUGAAGGCCAUGGGAUUUUCUGUUGAUGUGAAUGCUAGUGAUGUUUUGAUGGUGUAUAUCAAGGAUGGUUCUGUUGAUCUUGCUUUGAGGUGGCUACGCUUCAUGGGUUCAUCGGGUAUCAGAACAAAUAAUUUUAUCAUUAGACAGUUGUUUGAGUCAUGUAUGAAGAAUGGGUUGUACGAGUCAGCCAAGCCUCUCCUUGAAACAUAUGUGAAUUCUGCUGCAAAGGUGGAUCUUAUACUAUACACAUCCAUUUUAGCUCAUCUUGUGAGAUGCCAGGAAGAGGAAAAUGAGAAGCAUUUGAUGUCUAUCCUUAGUGCUACAAAACAUAAGGCACACGGUUUCAUGUGUGGGCUCUUCACAGGCCCUGAACAGAGGAAACAACCAGUUUUAACUUUUGUGAGGGAAUUCUUUCAGGGCAUUGAUUAUGAGUUGGAAGAGGGAGCUGCGAGGUUCUAUGUCAAUGUUCUUCUUAACUACCUUGUUCUUAUGGGUCAAAUAAACCGUGCCCGAUGUGUUUGGAAAGUUGCCUACGAGAAUAAGCUUUUCCCUAAGGCAAUUGUCUUUGAUCAGCAUAUUGCUUGGUCUCUUGAUGUUAGAAACUUGUCAGUGGGAGCUGCUCUUAUUGCAGUUGUGCACACUCUCCACAGAUUCAGAAAGCGAAUGCUGUAUUAUGGUGUUGUGCCAAGACGCAUUAAAUUGGUUACAGGACCUACCUUGAAGAUUGUGGUCGCACAGAUGUUGAGCUCAGUAGAAUCUCCUUUUGAGGUUAGUAAGGUGGUUCUAAGGGCCCCUGGAGAUUCGGUCAUGGAGUGGUUUAAGAAGCCAAUUGUUCAACAGUUUCUCCUAAAUGACAUUCCUUCAAGGUCUGAUAUCCUCAUGCAUAAGCUGAACACACUUUUUCCCAGUUCUGCACCCGAAAUUAGAUCUCUGUUACCUCCCAAACCUCUCAUUUCAGGGAGGGCAAUGUAACUAUAUCCGUGAUCACUUACAGGCUCUGUGUUUGUGAAUUGGAACUGUAAGUUAUAUUU